Molecule: messenger RNA, 813 nt
Organism: Talaromyces atroroseus
Lineage: Eukaryota; Fungi; Ascomycota; Eurotiomycetes; Eurotiales; Trichocomaceae
Exons: 3
Coding region: 1-813 (270 amino acids)
Molecular function (GO): oxidoreductase activity, acting on NAD(P)H
Source: RefSeq, a predicted model, not a curated record
AUGCUUGAGCUAAUCAUUCAUCCUGGCCCUAAAACCCAAGCGAUUGAAUCGCCAAUACCGGUCCCCAAUGACGACCAGGUCGUCAUCAAAGUCAUAGUAUCGGGCAGUAAUCCCAAGGACUGGAAGCGGCCAGAGUGGUCAGACGUGCACAUCAACCAAGGUGACGAUAUUGCUGGAAUUGUCCACGCAGUGGGCAAAAAUGUCAGCGAGUUCAAGCCGGGCGAUAGAGUUGCGGCCUUUCAUGAGAUCAUGCAGCCUGGAGGCAGUUACGCAGAGUACGCUUUGGCGUGGGCAUCGACUACGUUUCAUAUACCCCAAAAGACGUGGUUUGAAGGCGACAUAAUUGUCGACUAUCGCCUUGGUGCAGACUCUCUGGUAGAUCAGAUACAAAGCUUUCUUCGAAAGCACAACUUUGAGAAGUUACAACACGUCUUCGAUGCGGUUUGUGAUCAUGGAAGUCUCAAGAAUAUUCUACAUGUUCUCGACCAAGAGCACGGAAUAGUCGCGUGUGUUUUACCCCAGGCCGACUACCAGUUAUCUUCUCUCUCCCCGGGGGUCAAGCUCUUGCAAACAAAUGUUCGGAGUGUGCAUGGCCAGCCAGGAAGUUUUCCCGGCGAUCCAGAUUUUGGGUUCGUUUACUUCAGGUAUUUUUCCAGGGGUUUGACAGAGGGCUGGUUCUCAGGUCAUCCCUACGAGGUUCGAGAGAAUGGGUUGGACGGAGUUGAAGGCGCGUUGAGAGAUCUGAAGGAAGGAAAGGCUAGCGCUGUGAAGUAUGUCUUUCGUGUUGAGGAUACACCGGCAUUGAAGAAAUAG